GAAGGAGGAUGAGGAAGUGGCUGCUGCUGCUGCUGCUGGAGUGGAGGUGUAGAUCCUGGAACUGGACAUGUAUCCACUGGCAGUAAAGCUCCAGCAGCUGUCCGGCAGCUAAAUAUCAGCCACAUUUGACAAUGCGAUGGGUAACUGCUGGGCAGCCUGUGUGGGGCUCUUCAGGAGAGAGGUCAGCAGGAUCCAGAGAGGAGGCGGAUCCAAAUAUUUCCGAAGCAGUACCACAGGGGAACAUUAUACAAUAGAGUUUGAAAAUUUGGUGGAGAGUGAUGAGGGGGAGGGAGAGAGUCCACAGCCUUGUCUGCGGCCUAUCAGUGAAGAUGAGAUCAAACAUCUGCGAGAACAACGCUAUGCUGCGAUCUCAGACAAUCAGGUUCUGAUAGACCAGAAGAUCCAAACAGAGUUAGAGGCACAAGAGGAGAAGUUAAGGCUAGAAGAGGAGGCUAGAAAUGCCGCCCAGCGUGAGGCCGCCAGGUUGGCACGUGAGCGAAAAAUGAAGGAGCAGCUGUCUUCCCAGAGGACACGGGGGAAAGCAGAUGGCCCUGCCAGUGAAACUCGGCAAAGAAAACAAACCUCUGGGGAAGAUUUCGAUGUCUACCUCCAGAAUGUAAAAGCCCAGUCUGAGGCUUUCAGGAGCAACAGACUUCCCUCUGACACAAAUGCAGUGACUCCCAACACUGAAUACAGCUGGGAUUUUACCACCAAGACCCGCUCCACCAAUGAUGAUGGAACGUCACUGGACCUCGAGUGGGAGGAUGAGGAAGCAAAGUGGAGGAAGAUGGAGCAGAACAGAUCAUUUGGAAUCAAUCGAGCACUUCCAGCUUGGGAGAGGUCUCGAACAGAGGAGGACAUCCUACGUGCUGCCCUGAGGCCCGGUGGUAAACAGAUGAGCAGCGGCCAGGCCUCGGCCUCAGAAGACUCCAACGCUCUGGAGUGGGAGAGUGAUUUUGUGAGUACGCACCCAGAGGACAGUGAAAACACUGAAUUUGAAGGUUUUGUCAAUCCUGUCCUGGACACUCCCUCUGAGGACACCUCGGACCGGGGCCUCAGGUUGGACAACCAGGAGAGAUAGUGUCCAGCACCAAAGGAGACAUUUUGCCCUCUUCAUGUCAAAGCCCACCAGCUUUUUGCCUCAUGAAAUGGAAAUGUUUUCACUGGCUCUUCAUAUUCUGUAACAUGAGACUGAUGCUGCAGUAACGUGUUGUGGAUCUUGACACGACAGCACACUGCAGUGACAUUCAAAUACAAAAUUUUCAGUGCCUUCAUUUGCUAAAGUAGCCAACCAUGUUAUGCAUUGUAACUGAUCAGUUACAUCCAUUACCACCUGACUCAUCUUCCAGUAAGUGGUGAUGUCCAACACUCGGUGGCCAGGUGGUCAUAAAUUACAGCCAUUUUCUCUGAAAUUAAACUUAAGCUAACAGCCACACUGCUCUGUUUUAAUUUAAAAAUGCAUCAAUUGUGCUAUGACUAUACCUGCCGUCCACAAACAACCUAAAAGCUCCACAUUCCCUUCCUCAUUCUUUUUUAUCAAGCAUAAUUCUGGUAACUCUUUUAGUUUCAGUUUCACCUUGUUUUUGGUUGUUUUCUUGUUGAUAGUAUUUUCUGGAACUAAACAAACAACAUAAGUGCAUGGCCAGUUUACCUGUGUGGUCACGUGAUAUACAUUUUCCAGUGUUGGACACAACACAACAAUGGAUACAGAUUACUUCUGAUACAGAGCUUGUCCACGUGAUUUUUAUCUGAAAACCAAAUUUUUAAAUGAAAACAUAGUAAUAUGGAUGUAGCAUUUCAUUUUAAAAGCGGGUGGCUGCUGUAGGAGCCGUGUUUCACCUGCUGAAAAAAGUAGGCAUAUUUCAUGGGUUGUGUGGUCCUGCAGAAUAUUUAUUAAGGUACGCUUUUUAACUCCCAGUGGAGUAAUUUGUUCUCUGCAGUUGACUCUUCCUGACUAUCUAGCAGCAGUGGACAGCCACAGAGUGGCACCUGGGGGCUGAAUUCAAUUCUGAGGUCAGCACCUUGCUCAGUGCUACUGGAAAGACUCUCCCUGCAUGUACUGUUGUGUGGGAGGAAAUCUACAGUUGCACAAAGGAAACAUCCAUAAAGUACAGAAAAUAAAAAUUCUCUUUCUGCCCGUCUUC
Solea solea (common sole) is the source of this 2144-nucleotide messenger RNA. It is a transcript of the gene ap1ar, whose product is annotated as adaptor related protein complex 1 associated regulatory protein. The record is from RefSeq and is a predicted model, not a curated record. Gene Ontology annotation, biological process: negative regulation of cell motility; negative regulation of substrate adhesion-dependent cell spreading; regulation of Arp2/3 complex-mediated actin nucleation. The transcript is spliced from 11 exons. Lineage: Eukaryota; Metazoa; Chordata; Actinopteri; Pleuronectiformes; Soleidae. Gene Ontology annotation, molecular function: AP-1 adaptor complex binding. The coding region runs from base 137 to 1081 and encodes 314 amino acids.